This is a messenger RNA of Penicillium cataractarum, 1812 nucleotides long. RefSeq names its product Fatty acid synthase subunit beta. NCBI's taxonomy places the organism in Eukaryota, Fungi, Ascomycota, Eurotiomycetes, Eurotiales, Aspergillaceae. Gene Ontology annotation, biological process: long-chain fatty acid biosynthetic process. Gene Ontology annotation, molecular function: transferase activity. The coding region runs from base 1 to 1812 and encodes 603 amino acids. The record is from RefSeq and is a predicted model, not a curated record. The transcript has a single exon. Gene Ontology annotation, cellular component: fatty acid synthase complex.
AUGUACGGCACAUCCACCGGUCCCCAGACCGGAAUCAACACGCCCCGGUCUUCUCAGUCUCUGCGCCCACUCAUCCUUUCACAUGGCUCCCUCGAGUUCUCCUUCCUUGUCCCUACCUCGCUUCAUUUCCAUGCCUCUCAGUUGAAGGAUGGUUUCACCACAUCAUUACCCGAGCCUACGGAUGAAUUGGCCCAGGACGACGAGCCCUCCUCCGUCGUGGAGCUGGUGGCCCGCUACAUCGGCCAUGUCGCCCACGAGGUCGAGGAGGGUGAGGACGAUGCUCAGGGUAGCUACCUCGAGGUCCUCAAGCUCGUUCUGAAUGAAUUUGAGCGUGCCUUUAUGCGCGGAAACGAUGUCCACGCCGUCGCAGCCGCCCUGUCCAGCAUUGUUCCUAAGAAGAACCAGGUGGUCGAGGCCUACUACGCCGGUCGUGCCGCCGCCGGCCGGCCCACCAAGCCCUACGACUCGGCUCUGUUCCGCGCAGCCUCCGACGAGGCCGCCGGCAUCUACACGGUGUUUGGUGGUCAGGGUAACAUCGAGGAGUACUUUGACGAAUUGCGCACAGUCUAUACCACCUACCCCUCCUUUGUGGAAGACCUGAUUGUCUCCUCUGCAGAGCUCCUGCAGUCGCUGUCUCGCGAGCCCGAGGCCAGCAAGCUCUACCCCAAGGGCCUCGAUAUUAUGCGCUGGCUGCAGGACCGGGAUGCCCAGCCCGAUACCGACUACCUCGUCUCGGCUCCCGUCAGUCUGCCCUUGAUCGGUCUCGUUCAAUUGGCCCACUACACCGUGACCUGCAAGGUCCUGGGCCAGCAGCCCGGUGAUCUUGUGGAGCGCAUCCGCGGAACUACUGGUCACUCCCAGGGUGUGGUCACCGCUGCCGCCAUUGCUACUGCGACCACCUGGGAGUCCUUUGCCCAGGCCUCUCGCAAUGCCCUCACCAUGCUGUUCUGGAUCGGUCUGCGAAGCCAGCAGGCCUACCCUCGCACUUCCCUGGCCCCCUCCAUGCUGCAGGACUCGAUUGAGAACGGUGAGGGUACCCCCACCCCCAUGCUCUCCAUUCGGGAUCUCUCUCGCACCGCUGUCCAGGAGCACAUUGAUGCCACCAACCAGCACUUGCCGGAGGACCGCCACAUCGCGAUCUCCCUCGUCAACAGUGCCCGCAACUUCGUGGUGACUGGUCCUCCCAUCUCCCUCUACGGUCUGAACCUGCGUCUGCGCAAGGUCAAGGCCCCCACUGGACUCGACCAGAACCGUGUUCCGUUCACUCAGCGCAAGGUUCGGUUCGUCAACCGCUUCCUGCCCAUCACCGCCCCCUUCCACAGCCAGUACCUCACCUCCGCCUACGACCGCAUUCUUGAGGAUCUGGAGGAUGCGGUUGACAUCCCCGCCAAGUCCCUCCUCAUCCCCGUCUUCAACACCAAGACCGGAGAGGACCUGCGCCAGCUCGGUGACAAGAGUGCCGUGCCUGCCUUGGUCCGCAUGAUCACUCACGAUGCCGUCAACUGGGAGCAAGCCACCGUCUUCCCCGGUGCCACCCACAUUGUCGACUUUGGUCCCGGUGGUAUCUCCGGCCUGGGUGUCCUCACCAACCGUAACAAGGACGGUACCGGUGUUCGCGUCAUUCUGGCUGGUGAGAUGGACGGCACCAACGCCGAGGUUGGCUACAAGCCCGAGCUGUUUGACCGUGAUGAGCACUCGGUCAAGUACGCCGUGGACUGGGUCAAGGAGCACGGCCCUCGUCUGGUGCAGACCUCCACCGGAGAGACCUACGUUGACACCAAGAUGAGUCGCCUGCUUGGUAUUCCCCCGUGA